Aplosporella prunicola CBS 121167 is the source of this 1467-nucleotide messenger RNA. RefSeq lists its product as uncharacterized. Lineage: Eukaryota; Fungi; Ascomycota; Dothideomycetes; Botryosphaeriales; Aplosporellaceae. Bases 1 to 1467 code for a protein of 488 amino acids. Gene Ontology annotation, molecular function: secondary active monocarboxylate transmembrane transporter activity. Gene Ontology annotation, biological process: plasma membrane lactate transport. Gene Ontology annotation, cellular component: plasma membrane. The record is from RefSeq and is a predicted model, not a curated record. The transcript has 2 exons.
AUGAGCGUGGGCCGGUACAUAGCGACGCGGAUCCCGACGCUGAAGCCGCCCAUGGCCAAGGCGCCGAACCCGUUCAAGCUGCUGACGCUGCUGAACACGCAGCAGUGGAUGUUCUUCCUGGUCGCUUUCAUUGCAUGGACGUGGGAUGCGUUCGACUUUUUCACCGUGUCGCUGACGGUCGAGGACCUGGCCGAGUCGUUCGAUAAGAGCAAGAAGGACAUCACCUGGGGCAUUACGCUGGUGCUGAUGCUGCGCUCCGUCGGCUCCAUCAUCUUCGGUAUCGCGGCCGACCGCUGGGGCCGCAAGUGGCCGUUUGUUGUCAACAACGUCCUGUUCAUCAUCCUUGAGCUUGGCACCGGUUUCUGUCAGACCUACAACCAGUUUUUGGGUGUCAGGGCGCUGUUCGGUAUCGCCAUGGGCGGCUUGUACGGCAAUGCUGCGGCGACGGCCUUGGAGGAUUGCCCCGAGGCGGCCAGAGGUAUCAUCUCAGGCAUGCUGCAGCAGGGCUAUGCCUUUGGCUACCUGCUCGCGACAGUGUUUGCCAGAGGCCUGGUCAACACCACGCCUCACGGCUGGAGGCCGCUCUUCUGGUUCGGCGCUGGCCCACCCGUCCUCAUCAUCCUCUUCCGGCUCUGUCUCCCCGAGACGCAAGCCUACCAAGAGCGCCAACGCGUGCGCGCAGCCGGGCACAACGUCGGCAAGACAUUCGUGGCAGAAGGCCGCGUCGCGCUCAAGAAGCACUGGCUGCUUCUCAUCUACCUCGUGCUACUCAUGGCGGGGUUCAACUUCAUGUCGCACGGCUCGCAAGACAUCUACCCGACGAUGCUCAGCAACCAGUACAACUUCAGCCCGAACGCGGUGACGGUGACGCAAGUGGUCGCGAACCUGGGCGCCAUGGCCGGGGGCACGACAAUCGGGUACUGCAGCCAGAUCUUCGGGCGGCGGUUCAGCAUCAUCGUCAUCUGCGUGCUCGGCGGCGCGCUGCUCUAUCCCUACACGUUCGUGCGCAACGAGCGCAUCAUGGCCGUCGCCUUCUUCGAGCAGUUCUGCGUCCAGGGUGCCUGGGGCGUCAUCCCCAUCCACCUGAUGGAGCUCUCGCCCGGCAGCUUCCGCACCUUCGUCGUCGGCACUGCGUACCAGCUCGGCAAUCUCGUGUCCAGCGCCUCGUCUACCAUCGAGGCUACCAUCGGCGAGCAGUUCCCUCUGCCCCCGAAGGGCAAGGUGGAGCGCUAUGCGUAUGGAAAGGUCAUCUGUAUCUUUAUGGGCUGCGUGUACGCCUACGUUAUUGUGCUCACCCUGGUCGGCCCGGAGUAUAGGGGCCGCAAGUUCGAUGUUAGACAUGAUGCGGAUAUGGUCGAGGCGACGCAUAAUGACCAUGAGGGUAUCGAGCGCAUUGUGCAUCCCGAUGCGAGGAUGAGUGUGGGAGACGGUGAGAAGGCGGGCGCGGUUAGACGCGAGGCGGUUUAG